AUGGUUCGCCUUUUCCGUGCCGGGUCCCUUUUGCUCGCUCUCGGACUCUGCAUCUUGACUGUCUCCCGUCUGAUCAAGGAUGUCGUUUCUAACAAUGAGACGGCGAUUUCAAAUGCUGUCCAAACUAUCCACUACUCCUCUCCAGUCAUCAUAUUCCUCUACUUCAUAUUCUCGUCUAUGAUGACCAUCUUCACCUUUAAGUCAUUGAGGAAGGCCAGACAUCCUAAAACCGAAAGCAGAAAGAAGCUUGUCCUCGGCCUUUCGAGUGGUGUCAUUGCCACAUAUCUUAUCCAAGGAGUUCUCAUCGUUGAAAGAAUUUUCAGAAACUCGGGACAAGGUUCAACCACCCAUGAAAAUGUCUAUGUUAUUUCGUCAAUCAUGAUAUGGAUGGUUCUUCAAGUAUCUAUCGUCGAUAGCACCUUUGUGAUAUGGUAUCCGUACGCAGGUUGCUGGUACAUCAGUAUUGCAUGUGAACUUUUGCUAUUCCUCUUAGCCGACCUGCGACGGGAUAAUUUCCCCCAUCCCGCCGGGGUUGCUUGGAUCACGGUGGUCGGGGCUAGGAUCGUCCUUUUGAUUUUGCUCCCGCUUCUGUUUUAUACCUUGCGCUCAACAAACAAUCAACCAAUUUGCGACAAUUUCGACGAAGAACGAGGACUACUUCGUAAGCAACGAGAGUCCGGCGUGGACGACGAAAAUGAUGACAAUCUUGGAAUUUAUGGUUCCUUCUUCGACACCGAGAGUGACGAUGAGCGUACCAAGAAAACAAAAGCCAAAUUACAGGCAAAGUGGCAAGAAAGCGGAAACUGGUGGAAUUAUGCAAAAUCUUUUUCGGUAUUUUGGCCGAUGAUCUGGCCCUCGCAAGACCGGAAACUGAAGUUUUAUAUGUGCGUGAUCGGGCUUAUUCUAGCCGGGCAAAGCGCCCUGAACGUCUUGGUACCUCGACAGUUUGGCUUGGUUACCGAUUCAUUUCUCGAGGCUACACAUGGUUCCGGGCAAGGGCCAUCUCCUUGGGUUCAGGUAUCUUUGUUUAUCGUGUUCAAGCUCCUCCAAUCCAAUGCUGGACUCUUUGCCAUCAAGGACUAUUUGUGGAUUCCUAUCGAACAGUAUUCCUAUCGCAUGAUCACAACAUCGGCUUACAACCACAUUCUGUCUCUUUCUUAUGACUUUCAUUGCGACAAACGCAGCGGUGAAUUAUUUGCCUCGAUCAGCAAUGCAAGGUCCAUCAAUUUAUUUAUCGACAUGAUGCUCUUCAGGUUCAUCCCGAUGUUGGCGGAUUUGUUCAUCGCGUUCAUCUACUUGUACUGCCUAUUUGGGCCGUACAUGGCACUGCUCAUCGCUUUCGUCAGCAUCUCUUUCCUUUGGUCUACUUCAAAGAUGGCCAAUUACAACCAAUCCACGCGAAGAGACUUUAUCAAAGCCUCACGCAAGGAGGGUGAUACUAUGUGGGAAACUGUCAGCAACUGGCAAAAUAUUUCAUACUUCAACAACUUGAAACACGAGCAAGACAGAUACCUCGAGGCUGUGAUGGACUACCAGCAAUACGAAAGAAAGUGGAUCUGGGGAACUUCAUUCCUUAAGGUCCUCCAGUCCUUGAUAUUCACUCUCGGGCUACUCUGUGCUUGCUAUCUUGCUGUGUAUUCGAUUGUAAAUAAGACACAGCCAAUCGGGUCAUUCGUUACGUUGCUAUUAUACUGGACCCAACUAUCCGGCCCUCUUGCUUUCUUCGCGGAUUUCUUCAGAAGACUAAACACCUCUAUGAUUGAUGCCGAACGUGUCUUGGAAAUCCUAUCCCUAAAGCCGACAGUCGCAAAUAGGAAGAAUGCACCAAAGUUGGAUGUUAAUAGCGGAGAGGUUGCGUUCGAUACAGUUCAUUUCGACUACGACGAGAGGAAGUCUGCGAUUCGAGGAAUUUCUCUAAGAGCCAAGCCAGGCGAGACCGUCGCUAUCGUAGGGGAGACUGGGGCUGGGAAAUCGACACUUCUCCGACUUCUCUUUCGCUUUUAUGAUGUCAAAAAGGGAUCCAUCAAAAUCGAUGGGCAGGAUAUCCGAGAUGUCACACUCGAGAGUUUGAGAGAUGCUAUUGGCGUUGUCCCUCAGGAUCCGACGUUGUUUAAUGAUACGAUCAUGAACAACCUGCGCUAUGCCAACUUUAAGGCAACUGAUGCUGACAUCUAUAGAGCCUGCGAGGCCGCUGCUAUUCAUUCGCAAAUCCUAAGCUUCCCGGAUGGCUAUAACUCAGUCGUUGGUGAACGAGGAGUCAAGCUCUCGGGGGGUGAAUUGCAAAGGAUCGCAAUCGCACGAGCUAUUAUCAGGAACCCGAAGAUAAUAUUGCUAGAUGAGGCGACAAGCAUGGUCGACAUGCAAACGGAACGAAAAAUCCAGAAAGCAAUCGGCGAGUUGGCAAAGGGGAGGACCACUUUUGUCAUCGCGCAUCGGCUGUCGACAGUUGUAGCUGCAGACCAAAUCAUUGUUGUUAAGGACGGAAAGAUUAAAGAAAUUGGGACGCACGACGAUCUCCUCCGACGAGGGGAUGCUUACUUCAAACUUUGGAAUAAGCAGGCGAAGGAAUCAGUGCCUGUAAUCGCAAAUCCUGUCAAGUCUGGCCCCGUCAACAAUGAUCUGCAAAAGGAUGAUUCCAAUUCGAAGAAAACUUCGCCAAUACCGGUUUGCAGUCCAGGGAUUGAAGGGACCAAUGCCACGAGCACAACUAUUUGUCAGCAACCCGACUUUCGCCAUGGAACUUCUGUCAGCGGCAUCAUAACGAAGAAACCACUCGAUAAAAACACGAGAGUUUUCAAACCGGCCUCCCUACCACAUUACAAUUACACAAUGCCAAAUAUAGGGAAACGGCAAUCAUCAACUCUGAAGGCAGACGCCCCAGAAUAUAUUCCGUCUGAAAAUACAACUUCCCGCCCGGUACUCCCUCCUGCAUACUCUGUAGUGGCAAGAAAUGAUAGAGCUGGAGGUCUAAACAGUGCGCCGAAUUUAGUUGAUGUCUCUAAAUUCGCAGCGGAAACGAUCGAGACGAAAAAGGCACUCCAGAAGCUCGGUGGAUUGACGCAUAUUCAUACUGAGGAUUCGGCAUUGAAACAUACGGAGGCUGAGAAUUGGCCCACAGUUAUAUCAGAACAUACUAGAUCCAAUGGGCCUAAAUCGGGGCUCCACGAUGGUUCUUUUGAUGGCCCAGCGGGUUUAGUCUAUUAUAACGACGAAUUGGCCUCCAUGGGGGACUUCCAAACAGCCGGUGUUGGAGUGGGAUCGGAGGGAGAGCUGGCAGCACAAUCUGAGUCUACGAUACACCCAACCACUACCCUCGACUAUAGUGCAGGCCCAUCUUAUUUCAGCACCACGAAUAAUGCUGAUUCCGAACAAACACCAUUGCUCCUGGACGAGCCUCCUCGACGGUUUAGACAUAAGUUUCGUAAACACCGGCAUAGUGGAAAACCAAGGUGGGACCAUCGGUUAUCGAAUUCGGACAAGUUAAUAUCCGGGGAGGUUACUACCACUCUCGAUCACCAUAGCCAGGCGUCAAAGGACCAUGAUCUCCAGAUGUCUAUGGCAUCAACGAGUGGGACAAUCGACGAACCUAUUCAAGACAACACUCAAAACGAGAAUAAUGCGCAGCUAAAGCCCUCUACUUAA
Molecule: messenger RNA, 3642 nt
Organism: Orbilia oligospora ATCC 24927
Lineage: Eukaryota; Fungi; Ascomycota; Orbiliomycetes; Orbiliales; Orbiliaceae
Exons: 11
Coding region: 1-3642 (1213 amino acids)
Biological process (GO): transmembrane transport
Cellular component (GO): membrane
Molecular function (GO): ATP binding; ATP hydrolysis activity; ABC-type transporter activity
Source: RefSeq, a predicted model, not a curated record